This is a messenger RNA of Cygnus olor (mute swan), 1901 nucleotides long. RefSeq names its product homeobox A6 (gene HOXA6). The transcript has 2 exons. Lineage: Eukaryota; Metazoa; Chordata; Aves; Anseriformes; Anatidae. The record is from RefSeq and is a predicted model, not a curated record. Gene Ontology annotation, molecular function: RNA polymerase II cis-regulatory region sequence-specific DNA binding; DNA-binding transcription factor activity, RNA polymerase II-specific. Gene Ontology annotation, biological process: regulation of transcription by RNA polymerase II; anterior/posterior pattern specification. Gene Ontology annotation, cellular component: nucleus. The coding region runs from base 205 to 900 and encodes 231 amino acids.
AACUUCGCGGCGCGGUGGCGGCGGCCCCGGGGGAGCGGGCGCCGCUCGCUCUCCCAUUGGCCGCCCCGCCGUCAGCUGCUCCUAUUUUCUGCUGUCGCUUUUGGCGCUCGGCCAUCCAGAAACAAACCACUUCGAUGACUACUAAUAGUUAUAGCCAGAUGUACUAAUACACAACAAAUCACGGGCCGGGCGAGGGGAGAGCAAAUGAGUUCCUAUUUCGUGAAUCCCACUUUCCCUGGGAGCCUGCCCAGUGGCCAGGACUCUUUCCUCGGGCAGAUCCCCCUUUACCCGGCGGGCUAUGAUGCUCUCAGGCAUUUUCCGGCUUCGUACGGGGCAAGCAGCCUGCAGGACAAGACUUACACCUCACCUUGUUUCUACCAACAGUCCAACACCGUCCUUGCUUGCAAUCGGGCUUCCUAUGAGUACGGAGCCUCUUGUUUUUAUUCGGACAAGGAAAUUAGUAGCGCCUCUCCCUCCGGCAGUGGCAAGCAGAGGGGACACGGGGACUACCCGCACUUUUCUCCCGAGCAGCAGUACAAAUCGAGCGGCGUGCAAGCCAAAAUUGUAAAUGACGAAGGCACCGACCGGAAGUACACGAGCCCUGUUUACCCCUGGAUGCAGCGGAUGAACUCCUGUGCUGGUACAGUAUAUGGAACUCAUGGGAGACGAGGGAGGCAAACUUACACCAGAUACCAAACGCUAGAGUUAGAGAAGGAAUUUCAUUUUAACAGAUACUUAACCAGAAGACGACGCAUUGAGAUUGCAAACGCUCUCUGCCUUACUGAACGCCAGAUUAAAAUAUGGUUUCAAAACAGGCGGAUGAAAUGGAAAAAGGAAAACAAAUUCAUAAAUUCCACACAGCCCAGCAGCGAAGAAACAGAGGAAAAGUCAGGGGAGUAGAACCAUGUUUAAUAAACGCUACCAGGCCUUUCCUUAGCGCUUACUGUUACUAUUAUUAUUUACCUUGUGUUCCUUCUGCUACUAAAAUCCUAUAGGUUUGUCACAGCCUAUUAAUUCCCAAAAGGCUUGGUGAAAAGAUACACAUUUGCAAUCAACUGUGACUUUCUCUAAAAUAUGUAGAAGUCCUAGCUUUCGAGCUGCGGUCAUGUAUAUACAUAGCCACUUUUCCAAAGCGUAGAUGGUGUUGCUUAAAGUAUUAGAGACACGGCCCAGAUUUUUAAAUAUUUGAGGUGAGCAUGUGUGUGUGCGUGAGUGUCCCUGGCGUGCCUAUGUGAGAACAGAUAAGCUAGUAUUUUUUUGUGUGUGUGAUUAUGAAUGUGCAUAUUGUAGAAAUACGAGAGAUUUUAGAAAAUAUUGGUUUUAUCUUUUUACUAGUUCUCGCUACGGCGGGCUGUUUCGUUAUGCUGUGUUUGGGAUUUUAUGAUUUGUAGGGGAGAAAAAAAAAGUUUUACACACGUAUAAGAUAUUUAAAUAGUAAAAAAAGAAGAAAAAUCCUUUUUAAAAAAAUCGUAUAAAAAGUUGCGUAUAAGCUUGCAGAUAAAGCGAAAAAUGAAUUGCAGGGAGAUUUCUAAAUGCCGCUAAACUGAGUUUAAUCUGCACUACUGGUAUUAAAGUAAGAGCACGGCGUUCAACUUUAGGACCAGCGAGGGAAGAGGUUUUGAAGCGGGCGAAUUUCUGUGGUUCCUGUUGAGCUUACACCGAGAUUUCGGUGAGCUCGGCUCUACACUGAAGGGGCUUUGAAUUAUGGACUACGUUUCUUGGGGAUUUGUGGGCUUGGGUCCGUCUUUUUUUUUUUUUUUUUUCUUCCUCUUUUGAAUUAAAAGAAAAGUGUCUGUCGUAUUAACUCGGGGAUAUUCUCCCCCGCUUUUGUGGUAUCUUGAUUCACGUUCGCAUUUCCUCGCACUGAAAAAAAAAUAAAUAAAUAGAUACUCUAAGGAAAA